Messenger RNA from Rubroshorea leprosula, 1365 nucleotides. The record is from the annotation of a GenBank genome assembly. NCBI's taxonomy places the organism in Eukaryota, Viridiplantae, Streptophyta, Magnoliopsida, Malvales, Dipterocarpaceae.
GCCGUUGAAAGAUCUGGAGAGAGAAUAUCCGGUGCUCGACUCCAAUUUUCGAAACUUUUGCGCCUCUCACGGCAUUUUCUCAGUCGAAGAUUUCCUUGUUCAUGACCUCUAUGUGUUAGUUGCUUUUGCGGAGCAACAGCCUACUUCGGAGAGAUUGAAGCAGGGCAUUACAGUAGUCCUCUCUAUCAUAGAUAGCAUGCAUCAACCGUGGUUGAAUGGUAUGGAGUUGUUAGAAGAUGCCCUACGAAAUAAAAAUUUCUUGACAAGUGGACUUGAAGAAAUGGAUAUGUUUCUUCAUGGCGGAUUCCGUGUGGGACAAUUGACAGAACUAGUUGGACCAUCAUCUUCUGGUAAAACACAAGUUUGCCUACAAGUUGCCUCAAAUGUUGCAAGGAAAUAUAAUGGAACUGUAGUGUAUUUAGAUACAGGCAACUCCUUUUCACCUCAACGCAUUGCCCAGAUCCUUGGCCAGUCUUCUGACCCUGCAAAUUCUCAGGUGAAAUACCAAAAUUUGCAAAACAUCAUGAGGAACAUAUUAUGUCACUCUGUCUUUGACAUCUUUGGCUUGUUCGAUGUGUUACAUCAACUACAAUUCCAGUUGAAAUUGCAGAAUGGCAAAGGAGAUUGUCAUGGACGACUGCUUAUAGUUGAUUCAGUUUCAUCACUGAUUACCCCAGUCCUUGGAGGCAGUGGUUCACUGGGGCGUGCUUUGAUGGUUGCUGUCGGGUUUUUGCUGAAAAAGUUAGCACAUGAGCAUAAUCUCGCCGUACUUGUGACCAAUCACACAGUGGCUGGUGAGGGAGGUAUCUGUAAGCCAGCUCUUGGAGAGAGUUGGAAGAGUAUCCCGCAUGUCAGACUUCUUCUCUACCAUGAACGUGGGAGCAAUAUUUGCAAGAUUUCCAUUUUGAAACACCCAUCAAUGGCUUCCGGAAAGGCUGCAAGGUUCGUGAUGCUACCUGACUCUGAACAUAAAGGUGAACCAGGGAUGAAAAGAACAGUGUAAAAAUAUAUCUGUGUUCUGAAGUAUUACUGUGGUACAUUUUGUUUCCAUUCUAGAUGCAGGGUUUGUCCUUUGUAGAGGCGCUGGAUGGUAAUCCUUGGCAAGGGUUAGAAUUUAGAACCCAAGAGACGGAAUCUUCUCUUCAUCAAACUUUCGGCUCGGGUUCAACGCCCCUCUCUCUUCUUUCUUUCUUUUUGUUUUUUGUUUUUUUUGGGUACUUACAACUAGAUCAACAGGCCUAGUGCUUCUCCUAGUAAUUUUUUGAUACGAUUUUUACCUUAGUAUUUUUUUUUUAUGGGUUUCCCUAAGUAAUUUACAAUGUAAUUUGACGAAUUACAAAUGAUAAAUAAUAGUCUUCAACUUUU